AUGUGCCGAAACUCGGUAGUGGAGAAUGGUGAGAUAAAGCUACAUGUGACUGAGUUACUCGAGAGUGGUGCUAUGAAACUAAGUAGCUCCCCUUUUGGCUCCCCGAUUGUGUUGGUGCCAAAGAAAGACGGCGGGUGGCGAAUGUGUAUCGACUACCGUGCAUGGUACCCCUUACCACGGAUUGAUGAUCUCUUGGACCAACUGAAGCAUGCUCGCUACUUCACCAAACUAGACUUGAAGUCUAGCUAUCAUCAGUCGAUCGUGGGAGGAGCAUCUGGGCAUGUCAAGAAGGUUUUCAUGCUGCUCGAGGAACAUGAACUCCGCUUAAACCCUAUAAAGUGUAAGUACAGCAAGCAAGGCCUAGUGUAUCUCGGGUUCGUGGUGGGCGGCGGCGAGCUACAAAUCGACUCCGACAAGGUCAAGGCCACCAAGGAGUGGCCUAGGCCCAAAACUAUGACGGAGGUGCGGAGCUUCAUGGGCGCUCUCCUAUAUGUCCAAAAGUUUAUCACGUACCUUUCUUUCCUUGCUGCCCCUCUACAUGCACUUACUAAGGCCAACCAAAAGUUUGAAUGA
Messenger RNA from Ananas comosus (pineapple), 573 nucleotides. RefSeq lists its product as uncharacterized. The record is from RefSeq and is a predicted model, not a curated record. The transcript is spliced from 2 exons. Bases 1 to 573 code for a protein of 190 amino acids. Lineage: Eukaryota; Viridiplantae; Streptophyta; Magnoliopsida; Poales; Bromeliaceae.